Xyrauchen texanus (razorback sucker) is the source of this 1629-nucleotide messenger RNA. It is a transcript of the gene tsen54, whose product is annotated as TSEN54 tRNA splicing endonuclease subunit. The coding region runs from base 39 to 1559 and encodes 506 amino acids. Lineage: Eukaryota; Metazoa; Chordata; Actinopteri; Cypriniformes; Catostomidae. The transcript has 11 exons. Gene Ontology annotation, biological process: tRNA-type intron splice site recognition and cleavage. Gene Ontology annotation, cellular component: tRNA-intron endonuclease complex. The record is from RefSeq and is a predicted model, not a curated record.
CAGACAGUCAGACACACAGACAGCAGUAAAUAUCAAAAAUGGCAGACAGAGACACAUCUGCUGAUCCUCACAAACGUACUAUUUAUCACGAGCUGCUCAGUCCAUCAGAGCUGUUUCAGACGAGAUCCCGAAGCCAUAAGAUCCCAUUGAAGGGCCAGAAAGACUUUAUUCCCAGUGGAUCAGAGCAGCAGAGAGCACAACUACAGCAGAGUCUGGACGAGCACUGGACACUGCUGGCAGAGGAGCGAGUCGAGAGACUAGGGAAUCUAGUAAAAGCUGUGUGGAUCCCUGAGGAACGAUUAGUAGAAUUGCAGUCACCAGCAGGGAAGUUUUGGCAGACGAUGGGUUUUUCAGACAGAGGCAAACAGUACUUGUGUCCAGAAGAGGCUCUUUACCUUAUGGAAUGUGGCAAUAUACAGGUGUUUUACCGGGAUCUUCCUCUGUCCAUUCAGGAGGGCUAUGAAUGCUUUCUUUCUUGUGACACCGUCACUCUUCACCAGUAUCAGGUUUUUGGACAUUUGAAAAGGCUUGGGUAUGUUGUGAACAGAUUUGACCCCAGUUCAGUCCCAUCCCGUUAUGAGAGACAGCUGAACCUGCCAGCAUCAUGUGACAAACACAGACAGCAGCUGAAAAGGAAGCGCUGUCAGAGUCCUGUCUCCAGUGAAAAAGGUAGCAUGUCGUCAGUGGAGAAGACAACAACUGAACACCAGAAUAAUGAGCAGUUUGAUACAACUCCAGAGCAGCAUCAAGAGGAGCCCAUGCAGUCUGCUCAAAAUCCAGCUCCACAUGAAACCUCUGAAAGGACAUGGUGGAUGGAAGGGGACAUUCAGUCUCCACCUUCUCAAGCCCAAACCUCAGCUCGUCGCUGGGACUUCAGCUCCAUCUCUUUCCCAGACCUGGGCUCUUCUAGGAGCUGCUCGGUCCACCUGGCCUCUCCAGACCCGAGCCUGCUGCCAGGAGCUCUUGAGGUGGGCGAGUGUGAUGUGGCUCCGUGGCUGAGGAGGCUCAACAUGAAGGAGGAGAGGCUGUCACGCCGAGACAUAGAACGGCAGAGAGCGCGAGAUCGAUACCACAGGGAUAUUAACAGUGACCGAGAGGUGCAGCGCUGCAGGAACUGGGUGGAGUAUUCUCAGCUGCUGGAGAAGAGGAGGAGUAAGCAGCAGAGAGAACGACCUGCCCACCUGUGGGAGAGGGAGGUGACGCCUCUAACUCAGCCUGGACAGUGCAACUCACACCGUGAACUGCUGGAUCAGAUUAGCGUUAUCAAGACUUCCAGCUGGCUUGAGUGUGUUUCCAUAAUGUCUCCGUCAGACCUGUGGAAGAUUCAUUUCAAUGUUUACCAACCAGACACAGUAGCAGAGUUUAAAAAGAGCAACCCUGGCAAGCCCUACACCCACAUGUGUGUUUGCAGUUUUGAUGGCCCUGUGCCAGAUCUACAUGUCAUGAAGCAGCUGUCCUUUCAAAGUGGAGAUGUAUCAGUGACUUUUGCUGUGGUGGACCAUGGAGACAUCUCCUUUUACUGCUUCAAGGAAUUUAAACUGCCCACUGAUGUGUAUUGAAGGAUGGUUUCUAAAGCAGCAAAGUUGAAAUGCAGUCUUUGGGACUGAAUAUAUAUAUAUAUAUAUAUAU